Molecule: messenger RNA, 381 nt
Organism: Dendrobium catenatum
Lineage: Eukaryota; Viridiplantae; Streptophyta; Magnoliopsida; Asparagales; Orchidaceae
Product: cyclin-dependent protein kinase inhibitor SMR1
Exons: 1
Coding region: 1-381 (126 amino acids)
Biological process (GO): regulation of DNA endoreduplication
Source: RefSeq, a predicted model, not a curated record
AUGUCGGCUUCGCCGGAGCCCAGGCGGUUAUCGCUGGAGCUGCUCCCCCCUCCGGCCGACUACCACAGCCGCUCGCCGCUUCCUUCCAAAGCGGCGAAAAACGAAGCCCUCGCCGCGGGCGAAGACGACGAUCGAUUCCGCACGCCGACAACGGAGGAGAGCAGACUGAAUUCAACUCCGACGACCUGCCCGCCUCCGCCAGUGAAGAUAAAGCGCGGCGUUGGAUGCAAGAGGAAGCUAUCGGAGCUGGAGUUCUUCAAGGUGGAGGCCGAUGAGAUCGAGCGGCUCUUUCGCCCGAGAGAUCUGCAGUGCGUUAGAAGAAGAAGGGGAAAUAUUUGUCAUGAAGAGAGGGAAACCAGUUCCUCUUUGUCAUCUGUCUGA